Candida tropicalis MYA-3404 is the source of this 2772-nucleotide messenger RNA. Its product is annotated as m-AAA protease subunit. Gene Ontology annotation, cellular component: m-AAA complex; membrane. The transcript has a single exon. The coding region runs from base 1 to 2772 and encodes 923 amino acids. Gene Ontology annotation, molecular function: ATP binding; zinc ion binding; ATP-dependent peptidase activity. NCBI's taxonomy places the organism in Eukaryota, Fungi, Ascomycota, Pichiomycetes, Serinales, Debaryomycetaceae. Gene Ontology annotation, biological process: mitochondrial protein processing; protein-containing complex assembly. The record is from RefSeq and is a predicted model, not a curated record.
AUGAUUCUGAUAGUUUCAAGAAGCAGCAGAAGGUCUGCUAGAAGUUUACUUAGACGAAGCGUACCCGAGCUAAAAUGUGGUAUAACUAGAAAUUUACAUGUGUCGUUAUCACUCCUUCAACAGAAACGUCCAAAUGACUGGCGUGAUAUGAACAAACCCUGGAAAAAGAUUGAUUACGACAUGGGAAUGAAAAGAAAAAUGGACAUUUCAUAUAAACCUUCCAAAAUUCUCCAUGUAUCCAGCGAUCCGUUUAAUAUAGAGUACCUCCAUCGAGAGGAAAUUGUGUUUAAAUUUAUGUUGGAGGAAUUUGAAGAAAAAUGUGAAGAGUUCAACCUGAUUAAAGAUGUUAAUACCUUAUAUCCUGAUUUGGUUGACAUUCUCAUCAAGGAUAUCAAAGAAAAGUUUGAGGUAAAGUAUAAAGAUUUGAAUGGGUUAACCAAUAAUGAAAUUCUAACUAUGGUUGCAACCUAUUAUGAGUUACUGAAUCAAAACCUUGUUUGGGAUGAAUUGGAAUUUGAUAAUUCGAAGGUUCAAGAGUUAUUUUUGGCCUACAAAGAGUCAGAUGGUGAAGCCAGUGCCAAUGCUCUAGCAGAUAGACUUGGAUUGGAUGCACGACCAGUCAAAGGUUGGGUUGGUAUUUUUGAAACUCUCCAAUCCGUGUCAUUUGCUGUUGAUGGUGUGAAAUCCUUCCCUCUUUGUCCUCCAGAAUAUAAAUUUCUCAUGGAUUUGAAGCAGCUUAGGGAUAAGUUGGGUGAAGCAAGAAAAUCUCCUCAACCAGACCCAUUUGGUGGAUUUUUUUCAGCAAAGAAGGGUGAAGAUUCAAAGGAUUCAAAGGAAUCAAAGGACAAGAAUAAAAAAGACAUUAACCUUACCCUUGAAUUGUCACCAAAGCUUAUCAUACAGUAUACUAUAUUAUUUGCUGCUCUUACCUUACUUUUCACUACUUCUGGUUCUAGUGAUGCCAAUGAAAUCACUUUCCAAACUUUUGUUACUGAUUAUUUGACCAAGAACUUGGUUAAAAAGGUCACUGUUGUGAACAAUUCGGUAGUUGAAAUUGAAUUAAAUGAUAAUGGAAUGCAACAAACACAUCAACAACAAUUGUAUUUUACUAUUGGUUCUGUUGAAUCUUUUGAACGUAACUUACGUGAAGCCCAAGAUAAGUAUGACAUUCCUCCGCAAUUGCGUGUUCCUGUCCAUUACACCACCAAGGGGAACAUGACCAGAGUUUUGAUCAACUUUUUGCCAACUAUAUUGUUCUUGGGUGCUAUUUAUUGGAUGACUAAGAAAGCUGCCUCCUCUAUGGGUGGUAUGGGUCCAAUGGGAUUUGGUAAAUCUACUGCCAAGAAAUUCAAUCAAGAAACCGAUAUCAAGAUCAAAUUCAAAGAUGUUGCUGGUAUGGAAGAAGCCAAACAAGAAGUUAUGGAAUUUGUUAAAUUCUUACAAAAACCCGAAAAAUACGAGAAAUUGGGGGCCAAAAUCCCAAGAGGAGCUAUUUUAUCCGGUCCACCAGGUACUGGUAAAACCUUGUUGGCUAAGGCAACUGCUGGUGAAGCUGGUGUUCCAUUCUAUUCUGUCUCCGGUUCUGAAUUUGUUGAAAUGUUCGUUGGUGUAGGUGCCUCAAGAGUUCGUGAUUUGUUUAAGACUGCUAGAGAAAAUGCUCCUUCGAUUGUUUUCGUUGAUGAAAUUGAUGCUAUUGGUAAACAACGUUCUAAAGGAAAUGCAACUGGUGCUAAUGAUGAACGUGAAACCACCUUGAAUCAAUUGUUAGUUGAAAUGGAUGGGUUUGAUACUACUGACCACGUCGUUGUGUUAGCAGGUACCAAUAGACCUGAUAUUUUGGACAAGGCAUUAAUGAGACCUGGUCGUUUUGACAGACAUGUCCACAUUGAUAAUCCAGAAUUGCACGGCAGAAAAGAAAUUUUUGAGGUUCACUUGAAAAAGAUUACUUUGCAAAAGGACAUUGACCCUGAUUUAUCUGGUAGAUUGGCUGCAUUGACUCCUGGAUUCUCUGGUGCUGAUAUUGCAAAUGUUUGUAAUGAAGCUGCGUUGAUUGCUGCUAGAUUCAAUGCCGAAUCAGUUAGUUUAAGACAUUUUGAAUUGGCCAUUGAAAGAGUGAUCGGAGGUGUCGAAAAGAAAUCUAAAUUGUUGAGUCCUGAAGAGCAAAGGGUUGUUGCUUAUCAUGAAGCUGGUCAUGCUAUCUGUGGUUGGUACUUGGAAUAUGCUGAUCCAUUGUUGAAAGUGUCAAUUAUUCCAAGAGGAAGAGGAGCGCUUGGAUACGCCCAGUACCUUCCAGCUGAUCGCUAUUUAUUGUCGACUGAACAAUUAAUGCAUAAACUUAUUACCCUUUUGGGAGGUAGAUGCAGUGAAUUUCUUUUCAAGAAUCAACAAGGAAAUGUUACAAGUGGAGCUAGUGAUGACUUUAAGAAAGUCACUCAAAUUGCCCAGGCGAUGGUGCGUCAUUACGGUAUGACAAAGAAAUUGGGUACCUUAUUUUUAGAUAAUGAUGGAAAUGACCUUACUAAACCAUUCAGCGAUGAAACUAAUAGGAUUAUAGAUGAAGAAGUUCAAAGAAUUGUCGAUGAAUGUUACCAAAGUUGUUUAGAAUUGUUAACAGAGAAAUCGAAGGAGGUUGAAUUGGUUGCCCAAGAAUUAUUAAAGAAGGAAUACAUUACCAGGGAAGAUAUGAUUAGAUUGUUAGGAAAGAGACCAUUCCCAGAAACCAACGAUGUCUUUGAUAAAUAUUUAGAUGGUAAACCAGCAUUUGGUAAAUAA